Messenger RNA from Drosophila subpulchrella, 1837 nucleotides. Its product is annotated as cyclin-dependent kinase-like 1. The transcript has 4 exons. Gene Ontology annotation, cellular component: nucleus. Gene Ontology annotation, molecular function: cyclin-dependent protein serine/threonine kinase activity; ATP binding. The record is from RefSeq and is a predicted model, not a curated record. Gene Ontology annotation, biological process: protein phosphorylation. Bases 363 to 1628 code for a protein of 421 amino acids. NCBI's taxonomy places the organism in Eukaryota, Metazoa, Arthropoda, Insecta, Diptera, Drosophilidae.
AAAUAUACAGGGAAAGCAACCCUGAUUCCAGGCCCCCUCCGCUAAAGCGUUGCCAAUGUCAACCGUCAAGAACACCCCAACAAGCCUUACCCCCUGGAAACUCCAUCCCAUUGUCUUCGGCGUUUUCAAUGCCGGCGCACAUAAAAAUUCCGGCUACGUUUACGUUGCGAGCUACGCUUAUAAACAAAGUUUGUUAAUAAUUCUCAGCGAACGGACGCGGAAAACAGUCUCGCAUCUCGCGUGUGAAAAUAAAGUCAACUUUUAAAUCGUUUAGAAUGCGGAAAUCACUUUCAAAAGCCUACUAGUACGAGUAAUACAACGUCUUAGAAUCAAUUUCCUGAACAAUUAUUGAAUGCUUGUCUAUGGACAAAUGGUUCGGGGAGAAACGUCUCUGGCUGUUUGGUAACCAUCUUCCACUUCUGCCCAGAAGACCACAAGGUAGCAGCAAAAUGGAUCGCUAUGAGAAGCUCAGUCGGCUGGGCGAGGGAUCCUACGGAGUGGUCUACAAAUGCCGGGAUCGGGAAACGGGCGCUCUGGUUGCGGUGAAGAGGUUUGUGGAGUCCGAGGACGAUCCAGCCAUACGGAAAAUUGCACUGAGAGAAAUUAGGCUGCUGAAGAACCUCAAGCAUCCGAACCUGGUCUCCCUGCUGGAAGUGUUCCGACGGAAGCGUCGCCUCCACCUGGUCUUCGAGUUCUGCGAGCUGACCGUGCUCCACGAGCUGGAGCGCCAUCCGCAGGGCUGCCCGGAGCACCUGACCAAACAGAUCUGCUACCAAACGCUGCUGGGCGUGGCCUACUGCCACAAGCAGGGCUGCCUGCACCGGGACAUCAAGCCGGAGAACAUUCUGCUGACGGCCCAGGGGCAGGUGAAGCUGUGCGAUUUCGGCUUCGCCAGGAUGCUCAGUCCCGGGGAGAACUACACGGACUACGUGGCCACCAGGUGGUAUAGGGCGCCGGAGCUUCUGGUGGGCGAUACCCAGUACGGCACGCCCGUGGAUGUUUGGGCCAUUGGUUGCCUCUUCGCGGAGUUGGUUCGAGGUGAAGCCCUUUGGCCGGGACGAAGUGACGUGGACCAGCUUUACUUGAUCCGCAAAACACUUGGCGAUCUGCUGCCACGUCACAUCCAGAUCUUCGGACAAAACGAAUACUUCAAGGGCAUCACGCUGCCUGUGCCGCCCACGCUGGAGCCGCUGGAGGACAAGAUGCCGGCCAAGUCACAGCAGAACCCGUUGACCAUCGACUUUCUCAAAAAGUGCCUGGACAAGGACCCGGCCAAGCGCUGGUCCUGCGAGAAGCUCACAAAGCACUCCUACUUCGACGACUACAUCGCCAAGCAGCGGGAGCUGGAGCACGUCAGCAGCCUGGAGGCGGCCAAUCUCCGCCAGCAGCAGCUCGCCUCCCAGCAGUUCAUGCUGGCCACGGCGGCCCAGCAGCUCCAGACGGGUCCCGCCCAGGCGGCGGCCAUCGCGGCGGCCCGGGAUAAAUCAAAGACUUCAAACACAUCAUUACCGCUGCUGCCCAGCACGCAGCAUCAUCACCACCCGCAUCAGGACUAUGUGAAGCUGCAGCCCCUGAACAAGAACGGAAACCUCCUUCAUCGCACCGAGCAUCAUCUGCCCACAAUUUGAACAGCAACUGUAAUUAAGAAAUGUCCUUGCAUUGCAAACCAGUUUUGAGCAAAACUUUGCCCAAAACCUAUAUUAUUUACUGCUGGGAAUAAAUGUGUAAAAGUAAUCCAUCAAUAAAUCACUGGGUGUAAAGUCAGUAAAUACUUUGGUAUUCAUGCUACCGAACCAAACUGAAUUAGUAACUAAGUCCAAAGUGCAAUUUUCAACUG